Solanum stenotomum is the source of this 3198-nucleotide messenger RNA. RefSeq lists its product as uncharacterized. NCBI's taxonomy places the organism in Eukaryota, Viridiplantae, Streptophyta, Magnoliopsida, Solanales, Solanaceae. The record is from RefSeq and is a predicted model, not a curated record. Bases 1 to 2967 code for a protein of 988 amino acids. The transcript is spliced from 9 exons.
AUGGAUAUAUUCCUCAAAUCUCUGUCUUUGCUUGUUCUCACAGCCCACUCACUCCCUAUAAAAAAACAAGUAGAUUCAGCUAGUGUCAUUUCAUCAAAGAAAACUGUACAUGGUUUUGUGAUGAGAGAGCAAAAUGGAAUAGAGCAAGCUAAAAACGAACAGAAUCAGAGUAGAAUAGAAGCUGAGAAUGCAUAUACACUUCCCUUUUAUGAUACUUUCAACAUUGAGAGUCCUUUAAUUGGAAUGGACAACCUUGAUUUUCCUACAAUGAGCUUGGAUGUCCCUGAUUGUGCUGAAAAUGAGGUCUCUCAUAUCGCAAAUGAAUGUGAGGAAGAGGUUGUCCUUGACAGUGAUGAUGAAAGAAUGCAUGGUACUGAAGUGGCAAGUGUCUCAAAGUUGAGAUCUUCUGAUGAUACAAGGUAUAAACAGCAGCUGGAUAAGUGGAAACCCUCACCGGUUUCUAAACAAACCUAUGUGGGAUGUCUACGGAGGUCAAAGAAUCUAUUUAAGUUUUUGGAUUCAGCCAGAAGCACCACAGAUUUUGAGAAAACUGAUCAACAGAAACAGUCUUCUGAGAUUAAUGGCAGACUAUCUCUACAAAUAGAUAAGAGCAGUGUUAAUACAAAACCAAGAGUUGAAGAGGAUUGGUGUCAGGCUGCUGAAUUAACCAAGGAUGAAAUCUACAAGGGAAAUGUGGAAACGGAAGGCUCAACUGUUUAUGGUGUGAAUGGAGAUAAAGAUUUUCCACUUCAUUCUGGUAAAAUAGAACUCCCCAAGUUAAACAAAACUGAAUCUCAAGUAUCUGGAGAGCUGUCAGAAGCUAAUGCUCUGGACUUCGUUGACCACUACCUAUCAGUUUACAAUGAAGAUGCACUCAAUGAAGUCAAAGCUAGAGGAGUGAAUAAGAUUGUAUCACCUCCAUUUUUCAGCCGUGUGGGACCUCAAAAAUUGGCAUGCAGAAUGAAUGUUCAAAAUGCAGUAAAAAACUCCGGAGUUUUUGACUGGCCUGAGAGGCAAAGUGAUAGUGCAAAUGGUUCUUUUUCAAUACACCGAAAGAUAUUGACCUAUCACAGAAAGAAUUACGGACUGAAGAAACAAAAAGUAUCUUGUAUCCAAUCCAGUAAGGAGCCAAUGGAAAGUAUGACAGAUUUAAAUAAGGCGGAACCAAAGUUUCUCCCGGAAGCUCACAUGAAUGUUGGGUCCAAUUUCCUGAGGAAGUCGGAUGAGCAAUUUGAUAUGGGUACAUUUGAGCAACACGUUGAUUAUGACGGAAAUCAAUCAAAUGGAUUAGAGACAUAUGAUGUUGGCCUUGAUACUCAACUGGCUGCUGAAGCUAUGGAAACUCUACUACACGCCCCUCCUUUGAAAAGUGAUGUGCUUUGGGCCCCUCCUGUUACAAAAACCAGCCUAGUUAAAGAAGGGAAAUAUCCUGAGAUCGCUAUCUCAAGAGAGUUUAACAUUGAUGAUAGUUCACCAGAACCUACUUUAUGUAGCUCAGCUGAAGUAGAGUUGUCUUCUGUUGUUCAUAGAACUAGGCAUCAAGUGUCUUUAAAUUUGAGGAGCUUGGAGAGGCCAACAACCAAUUCCAAGACAGAGUUUAAUUUUCCAAAGAAAAGAAGGAAGCAACAUGAGCUUGGAGAGUUAAAUGAUAAUUUGUGCAAAGUGGCUGUUGUAAGAGGGAAAGUUUCCAAAGCAAGUACAAACACAUCAAGGAAAGCUAGAAAAGUUAGCAUGAAUAAUCAAGGAGAAAUUUUCCAAAGUGUAGCAGCCACAUUGAGUCAAGUGAAAUUGGAAAAUUGGGUCUCUAAGGGGAAAAGGACACAUAAAGGGGUGCGACGGCUUUCUAAUGGAUCAAGCAAUCUCUAUCCUGUACUGAUGCCUGCUGAUCAGGGAAAUGACUUUAAGUUUCCAGAUUUGAAUCAUAAGGCAGAGAGAAGAUGCCAACCCGUGGAAUUUAAAAGACAGAAUCAGUCUUUAGAAAAGACCCAGUCAGGACUCUCGUCAAUUCUGAUUGCAAAUAAACCUUAUUCCUCAAUUUGUAAAUAUUCAGUCACCAGUCAGAAGAUGAUACCCAUGGACUUCAAAAGAGUUGAAUCUACUGAGUCUGCCAAAUUAAAUGAAAUGACCUCCAUAUCCACUAAUCUUUUGACAAAAGAGAUGAAAUCUGACGUAUUUUCAAAUGGAAUCUCAGAUCCAUCAUACUGUCUUAAUGAUCACAAGAAAGGCAAGCAACACAUGAGAAGUCUCUCCAGAUCACCCCUUUCUCAAGAGCUUUUUAGAUUAGGCUAUGCAGAGCAAUUACCUGAUUUUCUGCCUAGAGGUUCACGACGACGAAAAGGUGCAGGUGACAUUUGUGUCUUGUUCAGCCAGGGCUUGGAUAGCAAAUUAAUCAAGCAGCAGAAAAAGAUUUUGUCAAGACUUGGAUUUAUCUCCACGUCAAAUUGUUCUGAUGCCACACACUUCAUCACUGACAGCUUUGUAAGAACUAGGAAUAUGCUAGAAGCCAUUGCCUGUGGAAAACCAAUUGUAACACAUUUGUGGCUUGAGAGCUGUGGAAGAGCAAGCUGUUUUGUUGAUGAGAAAAGUUAUAUCUUAAGAGAUGCCAAAAAGGAAAAGGAACUCGGUUUUAGUAUGCCUGCUUCACUUGCUCAUGCUAGAAAGCAUCCCCUUCUAGAGGGUCGAAGAGUCAUUAUUACUCCAAAUGCAAAACCUAAUAGAGAUACCCUUCUAACCUUGGUCAAGGCAGUGCGUGGUGAGGUGGUGGACGAAUCUAAUAGUAAAAUCACCAGUGAUGAUCUAUUAAUUCUUUCCUGCGAAGAAGAUUACAAAGCAUGCAUUCCAUAUCUGGAAAGGGGAACUCUUGUUUAUAGUUCGGAGCUCUUGCUUAAUGGGAUUGUUAUCCAGAAACUGGAGUACAAUAGGCAUCAGCUUUUCACAAAGUUUCAUGACGAAAACUGUAAAGAAUGAAAAUCUGUCCAGCUUUUUCACGAAGAAAGCUUUGUGCCCAACUGCUUGUGUAUCGAUUAAAAAACACUACUAGUCCAAGUAACAGAUGAUGAUAUCCUUGUGUUACCAGAUACUCGAAGUUUUAGCUGGACAGAGGUAUUGUAUCAUAUUGGUAUAGUAACUAAGUUUUCAUAGUUUAUCCAGAAAAGGUUGUCUGUUAUCUAUUCCCAUGUGAAUUCACUUGGUUUGCUA